UCGGGGAUGGCGCCCUCUGCUUCGGUGUUCAAGUCCGGUUUUCAACCUCAGGACAACAAACCUCCGAUGGAAAGUGUACUUCCCGACCCGGAGCAGCUAUUGCUGUUCCUCAGAAAACUCAAAGAGGUGUUCGACGUGUGCGACGAGGAUUCGGAUGGUUUCAUUCGCGUGGAGCAUUUCGUAGACCUCGGUUCACAGUUCGGCCAAGGAGACGAGGUGAAGAAGUUGGCCAAAUGCUUGGACCCCAAUGCUCAGGGCAGGAUCAACUUCAAGGAAUUCUGCCAUGGAGUGCUGGCUAUCAAAGGCUGUGAGGGGAUCCUGAAGACCACACUGGGAGCUCGCAGUAUCACACGGCGUCCCUAUGAGACCGACAACGGUUACUACUACCAGGAGGCAGUGGUCAACAGCAAAAGCUAA
Molecule: messenger RNA, 417 nt
Organism: Oncorhynchus masou masou (cherry salmon)
Lineage: Eukaryota; Metazoa; Chordata; Actinopteri; Salmoniformes; Salmonidae
Product: rab11 family-interacting protein 4A-like
Exons: 4
Coding region: 7-417 (136 amino acids)
Biological process (GO): endocytic recycling; regulation of cytokinesis
Cellular component (GO): endocytic vesicle; cleavage furrow; midbody
Molecular function (GO): calcium ion binding
Source: RefSeq, a predicted model, not a curated record